AUGGCAAUACCUGAGAUUGAAUUAUUCUGGCAAGCAUCAGCUCAAGUCAUGGCAGGCUGCCAACUCCUCGCCGAGAUCCUCCGAGACGUCGAGAACAGAGAUGUAUUCACCAAUAAACUAGCUUUCCUCCUCGAAGACCUAAUCGAUCUACAAGAAAUAGUGUCCCAAAAAGCAGCAGGGAUUUCAGAGAACAAAAGCCUGGUUCGUCAGGAUAUUCUCCAGGAUCGAAUCUGGCAAGUCGAAGAUAUCUUCCGCGGGAUGCUUGUUGGACAGGAGCAGACCGCGGUAGAUCUCUGUACUCGUCCUCUAUUUGCUAGGCAGCUUGAAAGGGCAUAUGAUAUUUUAGACGGGCUUAUGGUGACAUCGUGGCAACGGCUUGGACUGGAACUUGGUGCUACUAAGACAAACUUUGAUACUUGA
Messenger RNA from Penicillium daleae, 420 nucleotides. RefSeq lists its product as uncharacterized. The record is from RefSeq and is a predicted model, not a curated record. The transcript is spliced from 2 exons. Lineage: Eukaryota; Fungi; Ascomycota; Eurotiomycetes; Eurotiales; Aspergillaceae. Bases 1 to 420 code for a protein of 139 amino acids.